Messenger RNA from Cavia porcellus (domestic guinea pig), 8629 nucleotides. It is a transcript of the gene Rmdn2, whose product is annotated as regulator of microtubule dynamics 2. The coding region runs from base 5131 to 6558 and encodes 475 amino acids. Lineage: Eukaryota; Metazoa; Chordata; Mammalia; Rodentia; Caviidae. The record is from RefSeq and is a predicted model, not a curated record. Gene Ontology annotation, molecular function: microtubule binding. Gene Ontology annotation, cellular component: mitochondrion; mitotic spindle pole; spindle microtubule. The transcript has 12 exons.
AGUUCAGGCUGGCUUUAAGCUUACUUUGUAGCCAAGACUGGUCUUGAACUCACAACAAUCCUCCUGCCUCAGCCUCCCAGGUGCUAGGAUUACAAGUGUACACCACCACAUCCUGCUUUCAUUUCAGAUUUUCAUUUCAGAUGGGUGGACACAAUUUUUUCUACUUAUUUUCUCUUGGACUUUUCCUGGUUGAGCUGGAGGUCUGGGGUUGGCCUUCGCUUCCACACCUAGUCAUUUUCUAUUUUUUUAUAGCCUAUGAAUUUCUUUUUGUGUUAAAUGUUUUUUUUUUUUCUAUUGCAUACCAUUUGUUUUGUUUCUUGAUAUAUUCUUUUCUUCUGUGUCUUUUGAUUGGUGGAUUGAGUCCAUUUACAUUGAUAGUUACAAUUGAUGGGUGUUGACUUAUUCCUGUCUUUUGUUCCUUUCUCUUUACUUAAUUGCUACCUGAUGUAUUCAUUUUGUUGGACCUUUUGGUGUUGUUAGUUUUAUUGUCUCCUUGGAUAUCCUUGGGAAUUUUUCAAAGUGUUGAUUUGAUGAUCAUGAAUUUUUUUAUGAUUUUUUUUGUCAUGGAAGAUUCUUAUCUUUCUAUAAAUUUUGAAAGAUGAUUCUGCAAGAUAUAAGAAUCUGGAUCAGAAGUUGUUUUCUCUAAUAGUUUGAAAGACUUUGUUCCAAACUCUCCUUGUCUUUUGAGAAGUCUGUUAUAAUUCUGAUGAACAUUCUUUUAAAGAUAUUUCAUUGCUUUUCUCUAGUAGGCUUUGAGAUUUUGUUCUCAUACUGUUUUUGGUAUUUUAAUUAUUAUGUGGCAUGGAGUGUUUUUUGUUUUUUAUUCUGACCAUGGCUGUUCAGGGUUCUAUAUACUUCACUUACACAUAUAUUAAAUUCUUUUUCCAAGUGCAGCAAGUUUCCUGCUAUUACUUGAACAAGCAGAUUAUUUAUGUCCUUUGCACUGUCAUCUGAUUUUUCACUUGUGCCAGUUACUCUUAUAUUAGUUCUCUUUGAUUCAUCCAGGAACUGUUGGAUCCAUUUUCCAUGGUUCCUUGUUGUUUUUAAGGUAUCUCUCAUUAAUUAACCAUUUACCACAGCCAGGUCCUCUAGGUCUGACACUCUGUCUUCAUACUGGUUUUUUCUGCUGCCCAUACUUUCAGUCCUGUUUUUAAUGUCCUCAGUUUCUCUUUGGAACUUUUCUCCCAUUUUUUUAUAUGCUCAGCAUUCGUGUUGUGAGUUUUUUCUCUAACUCCAUUAAUUGUUUAUUAGUGUAUUCUCUAGACUCACUGAUUAUGUGACUAGUUAUAGCUUUUUUCAAUUUCCCCUACACCUAACAGAAUUGUUUUGCUUCCAUUGGUACUGUUUCAGACCUCUCAACUGUGUAGCUUAUAAUUUCCUCCCCUUCACUGCCCCAAUACCAGUUUUGGGGGAGUUGGGAGGUUUUGGAGACAUUUGGUUGUCUUGUCUUUUUAUGUUUUGGUUUUGUUGUUGUUUGCUUGUUUAUUGUGCUGGCAUUUGCAAAUUCUUUGGCCUAGUGUCCUGUUCUUCAGGCACAGGCCACAAUAUUGUUUAUGAUUCCUCCAGGCAAUCCAGGUAUUGACAUAGUUGCCAGCCACUACUGUGUUACCUUGUCUGUGGUAGUAAAUUCAGCAACAGCACUGGCAUCAAAUGUCAAGUGGAUUUGACAAACCCUAAGAACUACUCAUGAAUAGCCUUUUACCAAAACAAAGAGUUCUCUGAUUUUAGUGAAGACUUUUAGGUCCACUUUAUAUUGAUCUACAGUAAUUCAGAGCACUGAUUUCUGCUGGAUGUUGGUAGCAGUGCCAGAACUAAAAAUACCACUAAACUAAAAACCUUUUCUUCAGGACCACCCAGGGUAUCCCAGGAGAUCCCUCUCCAAGCCUGUCUCCCAAGGUUGUCUCUCACCUGCUCUGUGGAGGGGCAUGACUUUGGUCUGAAAGUGAAACUCUCCUCCUGGAUGUUGAUCUCUUCCUUGAUCCAAUCAGUCUGUUGAUUGUCAACUUUCUUACCCUGUGGAGAAGCCUGGGACUGGAGGUGGGACAAUUCUCUUUUUUCCUGGCACCGGUGCAAGGUUCAGCGGGUGGUCUGGAGUGGCAGCUGGGUCCGGAGGUGUAGUUCUCAGGUUCUCCCACUCAAGCAGAAUCAAACUUGUAAGCCCAGCCUGACUUCUUUCUUCUUGUUUUAAAUUUUAAAUGAGCUAAUUUAAGAAGGUGUUUUGUACUGUGUCUAAUCUAUAGUAAAUUGUUUAAAAUUUGAGUUAUUUCAUCAAGAAGAAGAAGAGAAUCAAAUGUUAUGAAGUACAUUAGAAAAAGGGUAGGCAAACUUUUUGUAUGAAAGUUUUAGGCACUGGGGACCAUGCCAUGUCUUUAUCAACUAUUCACCUCUGUCAUGGAAGUAUGAAAGCAGCCAUAGAUCAUAUGAAUAUGGCAGGGUUUCAACUUAACUUUACUAAAACCAGUGGCAAGUGCGUUAGGAUCUCAGGGUAUAGUUUGCCAACUCCUGAAACAGAAAAAUACAUUUAACAGUGGGCUCUCAGUUUUAAUGUUUUUAGCCAAGUAAAAUAAGGACUGAAUCUUUUUUCAUGUGUUUGGAAACUUAGAAGUCCCCCUGUUCCAGUACUGGGAGUUGAACCCAGGCCCUUGUACGUCCAGACAAAUACUUUACCAUUGAGCUAAGUCCCCAAUGUCCUUCCUGCUCAUUGUAAAAUUUUGAGACAAAAUUUCCCAGGCUGCCCUCAAAUUUGAUAUCCUCCUGCCUCAAUCUCUAAGAAGUGUCCUGCUGGGGUUAAAAAUGUGGACCACCAUACUCAGCAGGAGGUCAAUUUUUAUAAGCUUUAUAAGAGCGGUUACUGGGUGAUAAUAAGUAUAUAAACCUGGUACAGAUUACACAGAUGCAUAAGAGGCAAGGAUGUGAGAACCAGAAUGGUAGGCCCUUAUUUGAAGAACCUUGAUUUUGAAUGAAAGGAGAGUGUCUAAGCAAGAAGAAUAUUUCAUUUCAAAUGCUUGUAUUUAUGUUUUGCUUUUUUAUUUUUUUUAAUUUUUAUUUUUAACUUAAGUUGUUCUUGACUUUGUUUAUAUACCACAGGGAAGAAAUCAAUACAGAAUGAAAGGGUAAAAAUGCAAUACGAUAUCUUCUUUUGGAAAGAAAAAAAAAACAGAAAUAGAAACAAGAACAAGGAGGAAAUAAUUCAUGAAAUGAGGUGGGCCCUGGCGCUUUUAGUAGCAACCACCUUAAAUAUUAGAAUAACGUGUAGAAGAAAGACAAUGGUAGCACUACAGACUAGGGAAACCGUUAUACUCAACUUACUAUCUCGUACCAUGAGAACUAACUGUGUAAAGUCUUUUAACUGCCACCACUAAUAAAGGAGCUCUAACAUAGGAGGGGUUAAGCUUUUCCCUACAUUGCAUUAUCUUUGUAGUAAGUUUCCCUAUUACCAUAAAAGUUGUAAAUAUAACUGAUGGUGUGCCAGUUAAUCUUAAUUGCCUACUUGACUGGAUUAAGAGACUCCUGGAGAGGUGACUGAGUCAUGGGGUUGUUAAUCCACCAAUAUUCAUGCUGCGUGUCCUGUUAGGAUAUGUGUCACUGGGGGUGUGCCUUUCAAGGGGAUGCAGCUUACUGGCACUUUUCCCCAGUGCUGGCUUUCUUGGUUGCCAUAAAAUGAGCAGUUUUGCUCCACUACACCUUCCUGCCAUGAUGUUCCUGCCUUGGUUCGUGGAAUUGAUAGAAUAAUGAUAGUUACAAUAGAGUAAAGGAGGAAUAGGUGUUACAUACUUGCCAUUUUAAGAGGCAAUGGCUUUCUCUUGAGGUAAGUAUAAUUUUGGUUGUCUUAAAAAUAAGCAAAAAGGGUCAAUUUUAGAGUAACUAGAAAUUUAGAUAAGUUACUACUCAGGAUGUUAGUAAGUGCUAUUAUCUACCCCAAGAUGAGAUUUCUUUUCAAAUGUUUGGGCAAAUCUGGAUCUUCCUUAUCCUUCAAACACGCAUACCCAUACACUUUGUGUGUGUGUGUGUGUGUGUGUGUGUGUGUGUGUGUGUGUAUGUAGAUAAUUGUAGAUUUGCUCAAAUAGGGAGUGGAGUGAUCUCACAACUUUCAUUAUCUCCAAGAUAUGACUGGCAGCACUGAAAUCUAGUUAUGACUUCCUUAUUUCCUUUGGGAUAGCUCAGUGGCCAAAUGCUUCUGAUAGACAUAUUUCAUGAAACACCUUUCAUGUUUUAAACAGCAAGCCAAGACAGUGUUGCAAAAAAAAAAAAAAAAUUCCUCAAGAAACUUUAUAAGCUUUGUAUGUUCUAUUCUUGAUAGUAUAUCAAUAGAUCCUUUCGGAAAAAGUUAUCACAUAUCUUAAAGUAUUUGAGAAGAUAUUUUGUAAGUGGCUACAGACAUAUACACAUAUAUAGCUAUCAUAGAGAUUGUACUCCAAACUGGGUUGAAAAAGGGAAAAACAGUGUUUCUUUUCUAGUAAUUGUUAACCCCAUCACUAGAUAAAUAUAAAUUGUUCUAAGAGUAAAACCAGUGCCAUAACAAAUCUCUACAAUCUGCAUGUGCUCCAGACAAUCAAGUGGCAUGCUUUACUGUCACCGUGUACAAAGGCUGUUUAACUUCAGGUAGCAGGGGCAAUGACAUUUGCUCCUUUUUAAACUUCUCCGCCUAUCAUAUCAUUCAGACCAAUAUCCGUAGCUUUCCUGUAUCACUGGAGGACAUAUAGAAACCUGGGGCGAGAAUGGUUAAGUGAAAGAAGGAUGCAUCCAGGAAUCAGGGGUUUAGAAAGAUGCUGAUGAGAGAGAGAAUCUUAAGGAAAGAAUAAUGCAGCUGUUAUGUAUGUUGUUGCCCUCAGCCAGGAAUUUUUUUCACCCUUUGAUUUGUUAUCUGACUCCUUGAACAUAAUGAAAUCGAAAUAUAAAAUCCACAAUUACAUGGCUUUGCAGAAAGUUGAGCCGCAGAAUAAUUUUAUUCUAAAUUGAUGUCAUUAGAUUCUAGAGUGUGCUGUCAUCACAGUCUGUUAUUGUCAUGUUAAUUCCACCAGCAGCUUAACUAUUCAGUCUUCUGGCCUGUUCCACCUACGCAGGGCAUUUCAUGGUUUAAGGAUGAUGGCUUAGAAGGGAAAGGAAGAUUUACUUUGGAUUAAACUCAAUAUGGGAAAAUGCUUAAGCUGCUGCAAAGAGGACAAGAGCUUCCAGUCAGACUGUUUUGAAGACCAGUUUGCAUCAGACCCCCAGCAUCAUGGAGUCUCUUCUGUGUCACAGCCAAAUAUUUCUUUUGGUCUUAAUCCAUAUCAUCCUUCUGCAACAUACGCAGUCAGUACACCCAAAAGAAGUAGAAAAUCAUCCUGUUUGUCAAGUCCAUCUACUAGUUCAAGUUUUUCUGGAAAAAGUCCGUUUUUAUUUUUUAGACUUCAGAAAAGCAAGUCUUUGCUUUGUUGGUGUCAAAGUAGAGCUGACUUCGAUUCUGAAGAAGACACAAACGUCAGUGAUGGACAAUCUUGUUCAAAUUAUUUUGAUUCUUUUAGAUCCAAUACACAUUUUUCUUCCUGUAAACUAAGCAGAGUUGCCUGUAAUAGGACUGCCAGCUUUUUUGAUACUCAGCCGAAUAAUCAAGACAUAUUUAAUCUAAAUGAAAUAGAAAUAUUUUCUAAAAGCCCGAGCUAUAUCCCAUCCAUGAAUGAAUCUACCGCAGGCAUCACUGAAGAGGAAAACUUUGCUGUCUUGUCUCAAGUGGAAGACAAACCUUCAUCUACUGAAAUUCCUAAAAUCAGGUAUAUUACAGCUAAUACUGACACAGAAGAACAGAGUUUUCCAGUGCAUACGGCAUUGAACACACAUACAGAGGAACUGAAGUUAGAUAUCCUUCUUCAAAAGGCAGACCAUUUACGCAUGACUGAGUCUGGAAAGAUGGAGAGUUUUGAACUACUGUGUGACCACAAAGAAAAGUUUAGAGAUGAAAUAGAAUUUGUGUGGCGGUUUGCUCGGGCUUAUGGAGACAUGUUUGAGCUGUCUGCAAACACACAAGACAAGAAACAUUAUGCUAAUAUUGGAAAAACAAUAGGUGAAAAAGCUAUUACUAGAGCACCUAUGAAUGGCCACUGUCACCUGUGGUAUGCAGUUUUGUGUGGCUAUGUAUCACAGUUUGAAGGCUUACAAAAUAAAAUCAACUAUGGACAUCGCUUCAAGGAACAUCUAGAUAUAGCAAUCCAACUUUUACCUGAAGAACCCUUUUUAUAUUACCUCAAUGGAAGAUACUGUUAUACUGUCUCAAAACUCAGCUGGAUUGAGAAAAAAAUGGCAGCUACUCUUUUUGGAAAAGUACCAUCUUCAACUGUACAAGAAGCUUUGUGUAAUUUCCUUAAGGCUGAAGAAAUACAUCCUGGUUAUUCUCUACUCAAUUACAUGUACUUGGCCAAGUGUUAUGUAGAUCUUGAGGAAAAUCAGAAUGCUUGGAAGUUCUGUAAUUUGGCAUUGUUACUUCCCACUGUUACCAAAGAGGAUAAAGAAGCACAGACAGAGGUGAAAGCAAUAAUCAAGUCCUUGAAGCGGGUGCUUGACUUUGAAGGAGACAAUAUCUGAAGAAUGUUGCUGAAAUGAAGACUUCCCCUGCUGGGCCACUGAGGCCAAGCUAACGGUGCAUCUUCCCUUCACAGAUGAAGCACACCAACUGCUAACCUCUCAAGAGACAUCACGCGCAACUUUGGAAGUGUGGAGUUCAGAACCUGAACUUUGAAUAUGCUCAAUUUCAGAAGAGAAGAAUCAAACAGUUUUUGCAAUUUCUCAUAAGACAUUAAACUAACUUAAUGUUCUACUAGAAUUUUAAGAAGCGUCAUGUCCAUGCAUUGCAGUGUUAGCUCUCUCUCUCUUGCUAAGUAACAAAUAGCCUUCAUGGUAACAUAAAGAUCUAUGCCAUUUCUCAGUUGCUUUGCACCUUAUAAUAUGUUUUGUACUUUUGAAUUACUGAAAGCAGUGGCAAAGCAGGAAAGGACCAUAAAUACAGUCUUCUGCAUCAAGCUUCUCUCAUUUUACCAAUAAGCAAUUUAAACUCUGAUGUACAGGUCACACAGUCAACAUCAGAGAACUAGACUGGCUGAACCCAGCUAAGCGCUGGGCCUUGGAAUCUCAGGUCCUCUGCAUGGUACUGAGCAUAGGGCUGUUUGCAUUGAACUGAUUGGGCUCUAAUGUGCCUGGCACAGAGUGGAGGCUCUCAGAAGGGUAACCAUACCGAUUUAUUUAAUCUCCACAUCAACUCUAUAAGGAAAGUAGGUUUGCUUUUACCCUAUUUAUCGAUAGGGGAGCUAAAGCAUGUGAUAUUAAAUUUCAACCCUAACACAGUGAGCAUAAAAUCUGAGCUGGGCAGCCUGCUCCAGAGUCUGUGGUGUAAUCUGGACCACUGUACAACCGUGUCAGCACUUGGGGAACAUGGGGAUCAGGGGAGUGGAAGGAGGUGCAGGGACAGGAAAGGGAGGGGGAAGAAGUCUUUAAAGUAGAAAGGGAUCCCAAGGAGAAAGAAAAGAGAGCUAGGAAGUAAAGGUGAAGAAAAACCUUAUAUUUAUGUUUUGGAUAUUACGAUGCAUUGUCUAGUUUCUCUUCAUAAAUAUCUAACAAUCUAUUAGGUGUCUUCCUUUAUAUUAAAAUCUUUUUCAUAUGCCCAACCCCUCUUCCCCGAAUCAAGAUAAGGAGAGAUGAUGAUGAAGAAGAAUGUUAAUUACUUAAACCUUGUCUGUGUGUAUAGGGAGAGCCUGACUGUGGACUUUAUGACCCAUUAAUUGUGCAAUUAACCAGACAAGUGUAUUUCACAGGGAUAAGGUGCAUUUUAGAAGCAAAUAAAGCUAGUAUCUUGAAGUCAUGUGACUUUGGAACAAUUUAACCUAAAUUUGUUUUGGGUGCUGAAAACCAAAAUUAAGGGUGAGCUUUAAAAUAGUUUUAUUGGUGUGUAAUUGAUCUAUAAGUAGUUGACCAUAUUUAAAGUGUAUAGUUUGAUAAAUUUUUACAUAUGAAUGUACCUAUGUUCAAGAUAAACAUUUCCAUGACCUAAAAAAAAAGUUGUUUAUGCUUAUGUAUAAUUUCUCACCUCUCUUUCUUUGUACUAUCAUCCUGAAGCAACCACUGAUCUGCUUUUUGUUACUAUAGAUUAUAUUCUCCAGGAUUUUAUAUAAGUAGAAUUCAAUAUUAUGUAUUCUUCUCUGACUUUUUUCAUUAAGCAUAAUUAUUUUUAAAUUCAUCCACAUUGUAGUGUAUACUAAUAAUUCAUUCCUUUUUACUUCUGAAUUAUAUUUUAUUCCAUGCAUAUACCAUAAUUUGUUUCCUAAUUCAACUAUUGAUGGACAUUUGGGCUGUUUACGGUAUUUGAUUAUUAUAAAUAAAUCUUGUGUGAACAUUCAUGUGGAGUCUUUGCAUGAACAUAUAUUUUUUCAUUUCCUGGAUAAAUACCCAAAGUAGAAAGGAUGGUUAAUGUAUGUCUAUCAUUUAAAGACCUGAACUUUCCAAAGUUGUGCUGCAUUUUAAAUUUUCACUGACAGUGUAUGAAGUCCCACAUGCUCAACCUUCUUAACAAUUAACCACUGCACUAGGCUUGAGGUGACACCAGAUUGGGGUUCGAAUUUGUAUUUCCCUAAUGACAAAUAAAUAAAUAUUGAAUUUUGUCAAA